CAAAAUCAUCCUCAUUAAUUCAAUUUCAAGAUCCUCCCAUCUCCACUCUGAUUUCCAAAACAAAGAAACUCGAAAGCCCCCAUCUUCAAUGGCGGCUCAUUCCAACAGAUCCCCCUCCCCACUCUCCUCCAGACCCCUCAAUCCAAACCCAAGAAACCCCGAAACCAAUUCAACAAUUCGCAGAAGCUUCAGUGGCAACAGACCCUCGCUUCUCACCAAUCAGAGACGCCUCGAUCCCUUCACUCCUGCUAAUAGCCCUUCAGAUUUUGGGGGUAGACGAUCUGUGGGUAAAUCUUGGGAAGAAAAAGAGAAUGAUGAAAAAGACUGCAUUUUGAAAGGUUCGAAACUGCCGUCGCCGGCCAAGGGCUGCAAGAAUUUCAUGGCUCCCACGAUUUCUGCAGCCUCGAAGUUCACUCCUUCUCCGAGGAAGAAGGUGCUGGUGGAGAGGAACGAGCCUAUUCGGACCUCCAUCUCGUUGACUAAUGGAAAAGCCCUCUUUUUCUCUAAUGAGAAUUUCUCCGACUCAAAUCUUGCUGGCUCCGAAAACAAGAAGGCUGCUGUUGUUGAGAGUCAUAAACCAGUUUCGAAGCCUUGCAAGAAGGUGUCGUUUUCGGAGAUUCCUUCAGAUUCUCAGCAUUCAGCUGAAUCAGUGAUUACUGAUUCUGAUGGUUUGAAUGUGGAAUCAAAGGUUGUUCAGCCUCCCAUUGCGCCACUUGAUGCUGAUCCUUCUCUCCUGCCGUAUGAUCCGAAAACCAACUACUUGUCGCCGAGGCCUCAGUUUAUUCGUUACAAGCCGAAUCCCAUAGUUGAGAUGCUUUUAAACAAGGAAACCGAGCUGGAUUCAGAUGAGGUUGAAUAUAGCUUAAUGGAAGAGAUGAUGAUGUCUGAGGGCUUUUCAGACUCUUGUGAGGCCUCGGCUGAUAUGGUGAUUGGAAUGGAUGAAGAGAUAGAAGCUGUUGAUCAUGUCUCCGAGCUGCCUUCUUUGGCGUUGCCGGUUAGUACAGCUGCAGCUGAGGAGAUCUUGGUGGAGGAAUUUGUUGGGAUUGAUGGGAAGAAGCCAAGGAGGGUGGGUAGAUUGAUGUGUUUCUCUAUGGUUCUGGUUUUGUUGGUAGCAGCUUGUGUGUCAGUUUCUGUGACACGUGCUCCUUUAUUUGAUCAGUCGUUGUUCAAGAAUGACCUGAGGUUAUCUGAUUUGAGUAGCAGCUUGUAUGAACAAUCAAGAGCUGUUGUUGCUUCUGCAAGAUCGAGUUUAGGCCGUGUAGCGGCCAGUUCUGUGGCUCUUGUGUUCGCGCUGGUUGAAGGCGAGAAACAAGCUCCCGUGCAGGUGCAGUUCAUGAACCUGUCUAGUCUGCAAGAGAAUGCUAGGAAGGAGGCGUAUUUUCUGAAACGAGUGGAGAGCAUUGAAGAAGAGGAAGAGUUUGAAAAUGAGUUGGAUACUGAAACAGAAGAAGCAGAUGAGGAGUUUGAUUGGGAGCUCGAUCUUGAAGAUGAAAUUGAUGCAGUUGAAGAGGAAGAACCAUAUGCAGAAGCUGAUGACUACAGUGAGGAAGCUGUGAAUCAAGAUACUAUUCCAGAUUCUGUGAUUCAAUCAGCUAUGAAUCAAGAAACUGAGGUGAUUCAAUCAGCUAUGUAUCAAGAAAUUGCUCCAGAUUCUGUAAUUCAAUCAGCUAUGAAUGAUGAAACUGAGGUGGAAGCUGCAACUGAAGUUGCAAUUGAUCAAUCAACUGCUGCUCAUCAGAGUGAAGAAACUGAAGUCGAAGUUGCAACGGAAACAGAGAUAUCACAAGGCGACAUCAGUAUUGGAGCAUCUGAUAAUGCUGACACAGAAUCAACAGGAAGUGUUAUGGCAGUGGGAAUAACUUGUUUCAUUGCAGGUGUAGUUGGGGUUGCGGCCUUGGUGUACAAGAUGAUUCCCAGAUCAUCGUCUAAAGUUAGUCGAAGUAACAAAACUAAGGCUAUGGAGGAAGAAAAGGAAGGUUGUUCAGAGAGUUGGGAAAUGAGCAGCAGCUACCCGAGGAGUGGUGGAGGAAAUGAAGUAGAGAGCUCGGAGAGGAAGGCCAGAAAGUAUUCGAAGUUGGCUUCUUCAUCAGAGUCACCUUCUUAUGGAAGCUUCACCACUUAUGAGAGAAUUCCCAUCAAGACUAAUGGGGGUGGAGAUGAUGAGAUUAUGACUCCUGUUAGGCGAUCAAGCAGGAUCAGGAAGCAGGUCACCAUUUCUACUUGAUGGUGUAGCGACUGUAGUAGAAGUAGUAGUAGAAAAACAAGCGUCUGAGGCACGUCUCUGAUGUGAAACGUAACAGACCAGUCUAGUUCUGAUUAGUGUUCUUGUAUUGUGAAUGACUUAGUUUGCAACAUUUCUUCUAAUGAGUGGAGUGCCUUCAUGUUUGCAACAUUUGCAGUUUCUGUGUGUUUAAUACAAACUUAAUCGCCCGAUUUUUAUCU
Salvia hispanica is the source of this 2442-nucleotide messenger RNA. RefSeq lists its product as uncharacterized. Lineage: Eukaryota; Viridiplantae; Streptophyta; Magnoliopsida; Lamiales; Lamiaceae. The record is from RefSeq and is a predicted model, not a curated record.